UUCAUUUCCAGGAAGCGCUCCGUCCACGUGAGUUACUGCCAUCGUUAUUCAACACUGGGACAUCAAUGGCGGGACAACUGAAGUGGCGUCUGAAGGAAGCCAUAAAGGUGAUAGGCUCCGGGAGUUUCCUGUUCGUGUCCUACCUCACGGCCAUCGGCGAUGAGCGCUUCUAUGCCAACCAGCUGAUGCCUGCUCUGCAUAGGAUUGUUGGACCAGAGACGGCCCAUGUGAUGGCUGUUCGAUUGAUCGGUAUGGGAUUGGUACCGUGGACCAGGUACCAGGAUCCAGCCUCACUGGAAGUGAAUGUUCUGGGCUGCAGGUUCCGUAACCCUGUGGGAAUCGCGGCUGGCUUUGACAAGCACGGCGAGGCGGUGGACGGGCUGUACAGACUGGGGUUCGGGUUCGUGGAGGUUGGGACGGUUACCCCACUGCCACAGGAGGGGAACCCCAAACCGCGAGUGUUCCGACUGAGCGCUGACCAGGCGGUGGUGAACAGGUAUGGAUUCAACAGCUGUGGCCUCGCGGCGGUCCGGGAGAGGCUGAAGGCCAGGGAGCCCGUCCAAUCAGAGCUCACUCGGGCUGGCCUGCCAAUGGGAGUCAAUCUGGGCAAGAACAAGCUGUCCGAAGACGCGGCGUCUGAUUUUACGCAAGGCGUGCGAUCGCUGGGACCCCUGGCCGAUUAUGUGGUGGUGAACGUGAGCAGCCCGAACACCCCUGGCCUCCGGGACCUGCAGGGCAAGGCAGAACUUCGCCACCUACUGGACAAGGUUUUGAAGGAACGGGAUGCCCUGAAGACCAAACAGCCUGCAGUGCUGGUGAAGAUCGCCCCCGACCUCAGUCUCCAAGACAAGCAGGACAUUGCUGAUGUCAUCACUGAGCUCGGGGUGGACGGGGUCAUCGUGUCCAACACCACGGUCUCCAGGCCGGAGGUGCUGAAAGACCCCCACCGGGUGGAGACGGGGGGGCUGAGCGGCAGGCCGCUCCGGGACAUGUCCACACACACGGUGCGGGAGAUGUACUGUCUGACGAAAGGGAAGGUGCCCAUCAUCGGGGUAGGGGGCGUGGCCAGCGGCCAGGACGCCCUGGAUAAGAUCCGCGCCGGGGCGUCGCUGGUGCAGCUGUACACCUCGCUCACCUACGAGGGCCCGCCCGUCGUCACCCGCGUGAAGCGGGAGCUGGAGCAGCUUUUGAAAGACCAAGGGUUCGAGAGCGUCUCGGAAGCCGUGGGUGCCGAUCACAGGCCAGCGGGGGCCGAGUCCUGACCGGGACGCGGAGACGGUCUCCGCGCCGGAAAGACCGCAGCCGGAGAGAGACUGGCCCCUUCACUGCAGCAUCCUGCCCCUACUUCUACUUGAGCUGCCAUUUUGGGGCGACUGGCUUGACUGCCAGGCGGCCUGCAUCGCCCGUAUACCAGCCCGGCAGUGCAGGGAGGGCCCGGCUUCCGUCCUGCUGCAGAGGAUCCGGUUUUUCAUACGGCGGUGUUCCUGUGUAUAAUGUAUUGUAAUAUUAUGGGGGAAAAAACAAAGAGACACAAAAGUGCUUGAAAAAGGUUGUAGAUAAACUGUCCUCUCAAGUAUUUAUCUAUUGACCUUGCCAGUAUUUCAUAUGUGAAAUGAUUAAUAUAACGUACACGGUCUUACAGAAUGUAAGGAUAAACUUUACUGGGCCCUCCAAGCUGCAUUGUGGAUUUGGAUUUGCUUCGUCCAAAGCUCGUUAUUGGCAAACGUGUCCAAUGUCAGCCAUGAUUUGAUGUGCACUGAUUAUUUGGUGUGGGGAUGAACCUGGUGGCGUACCGGAAUAUGUCUUGUGCACUUUUGCAUUGACCUUUGAGCCGUCGUCUUUGCAUUUUGAAUCAGGUGUGAAUGCUGGCUGUGCACACAGAGCUGGCCCCUCUUCCUGCUGAGAGACGGUCAGUCUGUACCCAGCACUUCCUGUAUUACAUUUCAUCAAUUUAGCAGAUGCUUUUUUUCUAGAGGGAUGCACUACGUUUCUUCACAGGAAGAACUAGCACAUGCUGUUUCUUCCCCCCGCCCUCAUGAAAACAGUCAACGCCUUUUCUUUUCAAGUUCAUAUUGUGACAUAAGGUUUGUCUAUUCAAAAAUUCGUUUUCCACACAAAACACACAGCCUACUGUUCCAUCGCUGCACAGUGCUUGUGAGUCACUGCCACACCUGAAUGUAUGUGCUGUUUUCUUAAUUACAUUUUAUGCUUCAAUCAGAUUCACAUUGAUGGUUGUAAUUAUUGUUUUUUUUUUUGUCUGUCAUUCUUAAAGGUGCAGUAUGUAAGUUUGGAGAAGCCAGCAAGGCAGAGCUAGAUUUUGAAAAAAAAUGUUUUGCUCUCCCUCCAAAGCCCCUCCCUCCAAACACAUCCACGCGCACUACAAGCUAAUGGGUUUUAUUGGAGUUUAAAUGUCUUGGCUUGCAUGAUAUGUAUGUCCUCAUGUCAAAUCUGGUGUAAAAUAAAGUUUUAAAGGUUUUAGACGCAAGAUGACCAGCUAGCACCUGAGUUUCCCGCCAUUUUGAGGGUAGCCAGCUUGUCAACCGUCACUAGUCACAUUUUGCGGGUGUAAGCUAAUAUAUUAGUUUUCAUCUGAUUUUACUUCAUAAAUGUCUUUUAUUUCAUUAUCUG
This is a messenger RNA of Anguilla rostrata (American eel), 2628 nucleotides long. It is a transcript of the gene dhodh, whose product is annotated as dihydroorotate dehydrogenase. The record is from RefSeq and is a predicted model, not a curated record. Gene Ontology annotation, biological process: 'de novo' pyrimidine nucleobase biosynthetic process; pyrimidine ribonucleotide biosynthetic process. Gene Ontology annotation, molecular function: dihydroorotate dehydrogenase activity. The coding region runs from base 66 to 1262 and encodes 398 amino acids. Lineage: Eukaryota; Metazoa; Chordata; Actinopteri; Anguilliformes; Anguillidae. The transcript has 9 exons. Gene Ontology annotation, cellular component: cytoplasm; mitochondrial inner membrane.